Messenger RNA from Planococcus citri (citrus mealybug), 2156 nucleotides. RefSeq names its product trehalase-like. Gene Ontology annotation, molecular function: alpha,alpha-trehalase activity. The transcript has 9 exons. The coding region runs from base 218 to 1921 and encodes 567 amino acids. The record is from RefSeq and is a predicted model, not a curated record. Gene Ontology annotation, biological process: trehalose catabolic process. Lineage: Eukaryota; Metazoa; Arthropoda; Insecta; Hemiptera; Pseudococcidae.
AAAUACGCAAAUUGUACCAAUAAUUUCAUACGAUAUGACCGUUGGUUAAUUAUCGCAGAAGCGGCGAGACGAAAAUAAAUUUGUUAACUUUGACCAGCAGCAAUUAAGUAAAAUAUUAUGUGUAGCGCGAACGCGAACGCGAACGUUCAUUAUAUUCCCAUUAAAUGAACCGUCUUAUUGUUGUUGUACCUUUGCAGUGUGAUACUUGGUGUUCGCUAUGUUCGCGGAAAUACUUUUGAUAUCGCUAGUGUGUAAUUUUAAUAACCAAAUUUUCGCCUAUAAUCCUAAUUUAUUACAAGAUGUAAAAGACUGCGUUCCGGAUUGUGACAGCAAAAUAUUCUGCCAAGGAGAUCUCUUGCACGAUGUGCAAACAUCGAGAAUAUUUUCCGACGGCACCGUAUUCGUGGAGAAACAGCUGCGGUAUCCGGAAAAAGACGUAAUUGAUAAGUACACGAAAUUGAAAAAGAAACACGGCGGACGUACUCCGGAUGCGGAUACGUUGAUGAAAUUUGUAGACGAGAAUUUCGCCAACGACUCGCUGGAUACUUGCGAGCUACCGGACCACAAAGUCGAGCCUUCGAUCAUCGACAAGGUCGAUCCCAAGUAUCGCGAUUGGCUUUUACGACUGAAUGAAAUUUGGUUAGAAUUGGCCGGACGCAUAAACAAGGACUGUAAAGAUAGACCGGAGCUGCAUUCUUACAUGUACGUGCCCAACAGAUUCAUAAAAGCUGGCGGUCGAUUCACAGGUACUUAUUAUUGGGAUUCGUACUGGAUCAUUAAAGGAUUACUGGUUUGCGACAUGCACGAAUCUGCCAGAGGUAUAGUAGAAAACAUCGUCUAUCUGAUAAAUAAACACGGCCAUAUGCCAAACGGCAACAGAAUUUACUACCUGCAAAGGUCUCAACCGCCCAUGCUCAUACAAAUGGCAGCUUCCUAUUACGAGGCUACUAAAAAUGCGACUUUUAUCAGAAACAACUUGGCUGCCUUUGAAAAAGAAUUCGAAUGGUGGCACAAAAAUCGCGCCAUAGACGUGGAAAAGGAUGGCAAAAAAUACAAGAUGCUUCGAUACAAAUCAAUUAGCUGCAGUCCUCGUCCCGAAUCUUAUUACGAAGAUUACGAACUCGUUAAAAAUAUCACCGACGAAAAAGAACGGGCGAGAAUUUUCACCGGAAUCAGAUCGGCUACCGAAUCAGGUUGGGAUUUUUCCAGCAGACAUAUGCGAGGUCCAAAUAAUUCUAAACGAGGCACUCUACGAGAUAUGGACUCGCAGAAUAUGAUUUACGUCGAUUUGAACAGCAUCAUGCAUUCCAACAUUGCGUAUUUGAGUAAAUGGCACGAAGAAUUCGGCAACAAAUCCAAAGCGCAACGUUACGAAAAAAUAGCAAAUUACAUGAAGGAUUCUAUAGAGCAUAUAUUAUGGAACGAAGAAGCUGGAAUAUGGCAAGAUUUCGAUCUGAUUACGAAUAAACACAGAAACUUUUUCUUCGCCAGUAAUUUAACCCCAUUAUGGAGCAAAUCUUAUAAAAAUGAGACAAAAAUCGAUCGAGCGAUAGACUAUUUGAAAAAACACAAUAUCAUAACCGAAGAUUUGCAACCAAAGUACUAUGGUGUACCGACAACCACUGAUAACACAACGCAACAAUGGGACUUCCCUAAUUGCUGGGCUCCGUUACAAUCAUUCAUUAUUCAAGGAUUGGAAAAAAGUAAUAAUCCAACCGCCGAAAGAAUAGCGUACAAUUUAGCUCGAGCUUGGAUAAAAACAGCAUUCGAAGGUUUUCAGAAAGGAAAUCAAAUGUACGAGAAAUAUAGCGCGAUAGAGCUCGGAAGUAGCGGCGGUGGUGGAGAAUAUGAACCUCAAACUGGCUUCGGAUGGACUAAUGGGUUCAUAUUUGAUUUAUUCAACACAUGGAGAACGUUUUAAACUUCAAGCCGAGAACGCAAUAUUUACUGCAAUAUUAAUAUUAAUAUUAAAUCUGAAAAAGUAAAUUACCGAGCAGUUUAUUCCGAAAGUAAUCACUAUAUUAAAUUAAGGCUGUAAGUCUUGCGUGUGUAUAACUGCAUUAUACACUUCUCCUAUUUUAUUAGUGAAAACCUUCCAAGAUGAAAAUGAAUACCUUCUAUCUAACCUUUACACUAAAUACAUCUUCUAUCUCGUA